This is a messenger RNA of Dipodomys ordii (Ord's kangaroo rat), 858 nucleotides long. RefSeq lists its product as uncharacterized. The coding region runs from base 1 to 858 and encodes 285 amino acids. The record is from RefSeq and is a predicted model, not a curated record. The transcript has a single exon. NCBI's taxonomy places the organism in Eukaryota, Metazoa, Chordata, Mammalia, Rodentia, Heteromyidae.
AUGCAUAUGACAGAGUCAGUGCAGGUUUUCCAUGCACUGGGUGACAAGAGUGGGAAGAAAAUGGGGCUGCCUACCUCCAGGGCCUUGGGAAAGGCCAACAAUUCCAAAGAUACCAGAUUUUCAACAGAUACUCAAUCAAGGCUGCAUUCUAGAAGUCCUCAGAAAUUUCUAGUAAACACAACAAAGAGCAGUGCGGAAAACCAGUGUCCCUCCCCAAGCCAGAGUGAGCUGCUGCCUCCACCUGGGAAGGUCAAGUUGGUGCCUUUGCCUUUUCUCUCCCAAGAGAAGCCUCGAGCUCGACCUGUUUCUCACAGGCCACAAUCUCUGGCAUCCCAGAGACCUACUGGAGCUUACUCUGCCCGGCCUCUUCCUAACACAGCGCAGCCUGUUCCAGUAAAUGCAGCCCAACCAGCUACUGACAACUCAUGUCUGAUGGCUCCAAUCAAACCACCUCGGCCUAUUUUCAGCAAUUCCACUCUGGGGGUAAUGAACAACCUUCCCCAGUGUGCUCUUUCUAGGAGGCCUGCACCCUACAAAACUUCAUCCUUCACAUCUUUGUGGUACAAUCCCCUUUCCACUACUGGCACCAAGCUCAGCUCACUACCUAAGCCUCCACACCAAUAUCUCCUGCAAGACUUCAGCUUGCAACCCAUUCCAUGGAGGAAAUCUCAUGUUCCUGGGCCAGUAGAGUCAGAUCCCAUCAGCAAGGAGCAGAGGCCAGAGCGCGAAGCCAUGAAAAGGCGGGCUCAGCAAGAGCGUGACAAGGCUGCCAAAAACACCUUUAUGGGGAAAAUCCCAUCCUUCCACCAGAGACAAACAGACAUGGAGAUUGCCCAGUACUAUGGCUAUGUUGUAUAA